AGGAUGCAGGAUCCGCCUUUGUGGGAACAGAUAGGCACUGGCUUCGUGCGGCACUACUACCAGUUGUUUCAAAGUGACCGAGCAAAACUUGCUGACCUGUAUAUUGCAGAGUCAUUACUAACCUGGGAAGGGGAAAAAAUCUUUGGAAAGGAUGCGAUUACCAAGAAACUCCUUAAUCUGGGCAUCAAAAAAAUUGGUCAUACUAUUACAGCACAUGACCAUCAGCCAACCACAGACAGCUGCAUCUUGAGUAUGGUUGUGGGGCAACUAAAAGCUGACAAUGAUCAAAUCAUGGGUUUUCAUCAGAUUUUCCUCCUGAAGGAAAUAAAUUCUGCAUGGGUGUGCACCAAUGAAAUGUUCAGGCUUGCUCUUCACAACUUUGCCUGA
Messenger RNA from Nerophis lumbriciformis (worm pipefish), 387 nucleotides. The record is from RefSeq and is a predicted model, not a curated record. NCBI's taxonomy places the organism in Eukaryota, Metazoa, Chordata, Actinopteri, Syngnathiformes, Syngnathidae.